AGAAAAAACAGGUACUGCCGUCGUCCCGUCGAGGUAAUUUAGCAGAGUUUCUAUGUUGGAAAGAAAUGGUCGUUAAUAGUAGUUAAAAACAGACAGCUGAAAGUAAGACUGUUUUAAGGAAAGAAGAUGGAGUUUGAGACGACGGAGACUGUACGCUCGACACCGAGUCGCCACGAGAAAAGUUUGGGGCUCCUCACGAUGAAGUUUGUCAGUCUGCUUCAAGAAGCGAAGGAUGGCGUCCUUGAUUUGAAAGUGGCUGCAGACAGCUUGGCAGUGAAGCAGAAGAGGAGGAUAUACGACAUCACUAACGUACUGGAGGGAGUGGGGUUGAUCGAGAAGAAAAACAAGAACAUAAUCCAGUGGAGGGGAGAGAACUCAGGCAGCCAAACUCAGGAGGUGCUGGAGCAGGUGAAGGUUUUGAAGGCCCAAAUCUCUGAGCUGGAGGCCCAAGAGAAAGAGCUGGACAACCAGAAGGCAUGGCUAGAGGAGAACAUCAAACACCUAAACCACGAUCCCAUCACCAGCACUUAUAAAUUUGUCACACAUGAAGAUAUCUGCAAUGCCUUCAGCGGAGACACUCUUCUUGCCGUAGUGGCUCCUGCUGGGACUCAGCUCGAGGUACCGCUACCCGAAACGGGCAAGAGUGGUCAGAAAAAGUACCAGGUGAACCUACGGAGCCACUCGUCUCCCAUCCAGGUCAUGCUCAUCAACAGGGAUUCAGACUCCACAAUACCUGUGGUCUUCUCUGUGCCGCCGACUGACGACGUCUGUCCGAUGCCAACUCCACCCAGCACCCCCGCCAGCCUGCAGAGGUUCCCUCUCUCCACAUCAGUGUACUCCACCUCCACCUCCAACACCACCUCCUCCUCCUCCUACUCCUACUGCAGCCAGGACUCUCUCUGCUCCGACCACCAGAUGGUGCUGCCAGAGCAUGAUGAAGUGCUGACGCCAUCGUCCACGCCUCCUGAUCUGCAAAUGGAGUGUCACAGUCAGUCAGCAGCGAUGUUGGAGCAGCAGCAGAUGGACCUGGCGGGCCCAGAGUUCCAGUCUGUGCUGGACAUAAGCAGCCUGCUGAAGCUCAGCGCUGCUGGAGACCACAUGAAGGACGACAGACAGGGAGCUGUCGAUCUGAUUGAUGAGCUAAUGUCCACGGAUGGAAUAGACUACAGCUUUAACCUGGAAGACAAUGAGGGAGUGUGCGACCUUUUUGAUGUGCAGAUUCUCAAUUACUGAUGCCUAACAGCGCCUCUGCUGUUCACUUGUACAAUCUAAGGAGGCACUUUUAGCCUUUCUCUAAGGACGCUUCAAAGAUGCCUUUUCCCAUUUUUGUUAUAAUUGCACAGUUGGUACUUAAACAUACCAUUGUCAAAACACUUUACACAUAUUUAGACUUCUCUGCUGUUUGUCUGCCAGACAACUACUACACUGUCCUAAGUCAACACGUCACAAAGUGCCUGAAUUAUUUUGCCAUAAGAUAUUUAUGAAUCCACGAGUCAUAAUGUGUCAAAUGUGUCAAAUGUAAUGGUUUACUGGGUAAAUGUGAUUCAGAUAAAUGAGUUGCCUUUAGUGGGAAGUAAGCCAGGACAAGUCAUUUAGCCUCCUACUGCACCUUUGCAUGUAUGUAUUUUUGUAUUUUUCCACAUCCAGUGGAAAUCCUGAGAAUUGACAACUGCUUUACUUUAUGUUUAUGAACAGUUCGGACUGUGAGAGUGUUUUCUUUUAGUUGAUAUUCACAGUAACAUAUACAGGGUUUAUAAUCUAGUUCAGGUUAUACAAGUAAGUAAAUAAUAUUGUGUAAAAACAUAACAUUCCAUAGUUAUAUUUGAUUAAAAAAAAAGGCAUAUUGUAUUUAAUGAGUGAAUGUUUCGGUUACAUGUUGUAACCUUGUUCUCAUAUGUAAGUGCCGGAAAGAUUUAUUUUCUAAAUUAUUGUGACACUGCCAUUUUAGGCCUCUAAAUUUGUUUUUUUUAUAUAUAUAUAUAUAUAUUUUGUGGAAUUAGUUAUGUGUUUGAAUAACUAAUAUUCUUUAUUUAAUUUAAGAUAAACAUUCUUUGUUCUGGUUUGUUUAAAGUGAAGCUGGUUGACUGCCUUAAUUAUAAUAAGAAGUGAUGAAAUAUCAGAUGCUAAGAAUGGCUAUUUUGUAUAUUUACAGUUUUUGUUAAUUACAAGAAGUCAUGUUUUUUUUUGUGACAUUUAGUUUUUUAUUUGCACAUUUUUGAAAAUAAUUUUCAAUAAAUCUUGAUUUUCGAUCUUUUUUUCUUCUU
Cottoperca gobio is the source of this 2264-nucleotide messenger RNA. It is a transcript of the gene e2f5, whose product is annotated as E2F transcription factor 5. The transcript is spliced from 8 exons. Gene Ontology annotation, biological process: regulation of transcription by RNA polymerase II. Lineage: Eukaryota; Metazoa; Chordata; Actinopteri; Perciformes; Bovichtidae. Gene Ontology annotation, molecular function: RNA polymerase II cis-regulatory region sequence-specific DNA binding; DNA-binding transcription factor activity, RNA polymerase II-specific; protein dimerization activity. Gene Ontology annotation, cellular component: RNA polymerase II transcription regulator complex. The record is from RefSeq and is a predicted model, not a curated record. Bases 127 to 1233 code for a protein of 368 amino acids.